GCUUCUGUCCCGAGCUGCUGCCGGCCACCCCCCCCCCACCCAAGCCUGCUUCCCCCCCUGCCCCCGCAACCUCUCCAGCCCACACUCCACCCGUCCUCCUCUCGAGACCCCUGUCUGCGCCAUGCGCAUGUGAGCCAGCCAAGCCGAGGAAGACAAGAGUGGAUCGAGCGAGAGUAAUCUCCGCGGGUCAACACCCCCGACACCCACCCUCCACCUCCUCCUUGUGCCUGUUUUACAACCUCGCGCCGCCCCCUCCACCUUGGGACUCCGUUUCCUAACCCCUUCUGUCGCCUGGAGCAAUUAGGCCGACAGGCGAGGCCCCCCCACUACCCCAGCAAACCCCCGCCCCCCCAAAACCGACUCGUCAAGCAGCAUGGAGAACGGGCACACUAAAACCACUGAGGAGUGCGUGGCCUAUUUUGGGGUCAGCGAGCUGGCUGGAUUGUCGCCAGAGCAGGUCAAAAAGAACUUCGACAAGUAUGGGCCGAACGAGCUACCGGCUGAAGAAGGAAAAUCCCUUUGGCAACUGGUGGCCGAGCAGUUCGAAGAUUUGUUGGUGCGAAUUCUGUUGCUGGCAGCCUGCAUCUCUUUCGUUCUCGCCUGGUUUGAGGAGGGAGAGGAGACAAUCACUGCCUUCGUGGAGCCCUUUGUCAUCUUGCUGAUCCUCAUUGCAAACGCCGUGGUCGGAGUGUGGCAGGAGAGGAAUGCUGAAGAUGCCAUUGAGGCCCUGAAGGAAUAUGAGCCCGAGAUGGGGAAGGUGUACCGGACAGACAAGAAGCUGGUCCAGAGGAUAAAGGCUCGGGAGAUUGUCCCCGGUGACAUUGUGGAGGUGGCAGUUGGUGACAAGGUGCCAGCUGACAUCAGGAUCGUCAAGAUUAUAUCCACCACGUUGCGGGUUGAUCAGUCCAUCCUGACGGGUGAAUCGGUGUCUGUCAUCAAGCACACUGACCCAGUGCCAGACCCUCGAGCUGUGAACCAGGACAAGAAGAAUAUGCUGUUCUCUGGCACCAACAUAGCAGCUGGUAAAGCCACGGGCGUGGUGGUGGCCACCGGCGUGAACACGGAGAUCGGCAAGAUCCGGGAUCAAAUGGUGGCCACCGAGCAGGACAAGACACCGCUGCAGCAGAAGCUGGACGAGUUCGGAGAGCAGCUCUCCAAAGUUAUCUCCCUCAUCUGUGUCGCAGUCUGGCUCAUCAACAUCGGACACUUCAACGACCCCGUCCAUGGAGGCUCCUGGAUCCGAGGCGCGGUCUACUACUUCAAGAUCGCAGUCGCCCUGGCCGUGGCAGCUAUUCCAGAAGGGCUGCCUGCUGUGAUUACCACCUGCCUGGCACUCGGUACCCGCAGGAUGGCCAAGAAAAAUGCCAUUGUCAGGAGCCUGCCCUCUGUAGAAACACUGGGCUGUACAUCGGUCAUCUGCUCAGACAAGACUGGCACUUUGACCACGAAUCAGAUGUCUGUCUGCAAGAUGUUCGUGCUUGACAAGGUGGAUGGGGAUGUCUGCUCGCUGAACGAAUUCUCCAUCACAGGAUCCACGUACGCCCCAGAGGGAGAAAUACAGAAGAACGAGAAAACGAUUAAGUGUGGUCAGUACGAUGGGUUGGUGGAGCUCGCUACAAUCUGUGCUCUCUGCAACGACUCGUCACUUGAUUACAACGAGGGGAAGGGCAUCUAUGAGAAGGUGGGCGAGGCGACAGAGACAGCCCUGGUCUGCCUGGUAGAGAAGAUGAACGUCUUUAACUCCGACUUGCGCUCCAUGUCCAAAGUGGAAAGGGCGAAUGCCUGCAGCUCCGUGAUUAAGCAGUUGAUGAGGAAGGAAUUUACGCUGGAGUUCUCCCGUGAUCGCAAGUCCAUGUCGGUCUACUGCAGCCCGGCCAAAGCUUCGAAAGCUGCGGUGGGCAACAAGAUGUUUGUGAAGGGCGCCCCCGAAGGGGUGAUCGAGCGCUGUAACUAUGUACGUGUCAACGCCACCCAAGUGCCCCUGACAAACGCAGUCCGCGACAAGAUCCUAUCGGUCAUCAAGGAGUGGGGCACAGGCAGGGACACACUGCGAUGCUUGGCACUAGCCACCCGCGACAGGCCGCCCAACAGAGAGGAGAUGGACCUGGAAGAUUCCACCAAGUUCUCGGAGUACGAGUCUGACCUGACCUUUGUGGGGGUGGUGGGUAUGUUAGACCCACCGCGGAAGGAGGUGAUAGGCUCCAUCCAGCUGUGCCGGGAGGCAGGUAUCCGGGUGAUCAUGAUCACCGGCGAUAAUAAGGGCACCGCCGUCGCCAUCUGCCGCCGUAUCGGCAUCUUCAGCGAGGACGAGGACGUGGUCGGCCGUGCCUUCACCGGCCGGGAGUUUGACGAUCUGUCUGCCGCGGAGCAGCGCAUGGCCUGCCGCGACGCGAGCUGCUUCGCCCGCGUCGAGCCCGCGCACAAAUCCAAGAUCGUGGAGUACCUGCAGUCCUUCGACGAGAUCACCGCCAUGGUGAGGCGCCAGCGAGCAAUGGGAAUGGGUCGGCGGGGCGGGCUGAAUGGCCUCCUGUCCCGGUGUAACAGGCUCUGA
Stegostoma tigrinum is the source of this 2551-nucleotide messenger RNA. RefSeq names its product sarcoplasmic/endoplasmic reticulum calcium ATPase 1. Gene Ontology annotation, cellular component: membrane. Gene Ontology annotation, molecular function: ATP binding; P-type calcium transporter activity; ATP hydrolysis activity. Gene Ontology annotation, biological process: intracellular calcium ion homeostasis; calcium ion transmembrane transport. The record is from RefSeq and is a predicted model, not a curated record. NCBI's taxonomy places the organism in Eukaryota, Metazoa, Chordata, Chondrichthyes, Orectolobiformes, Stegostomatidae.